Arctia plantaginis is the source of this 1299-nucleotide messenger RNA. Lineage: Eukaryota; Metazoa; Arthropoda; Insecta; Lepidoptera; Erebidae. The record is from the annotation of a GenBank genome assembly.
AUGGUCGUAAAACGUACUGCGGACAGUGCGGACUCACCAAUUCUGGAGGAAGCCGGCGAGAGCGGCUCCGAACAGAAACCAAAGCCUCUUGUCAAAUAUGGAGAACUUGUAAUACUCGGGUACAAUGGAUAUCUGCCAGCAGGUGAGCGCGGAAGGCGUCGUAGCAAGUUCGUCCUUUACCGACGAACCCAAGCCAAUGGAGUGCGGCGUUCAAAGCACUAUGUGGUCAAGACUCCUCAUAGCAGCAAGGCCAUCCUAGACGCCAGCCAACACUCAAUUUCGUACACACUUAGCCGCAGCCAAGCGGUUAUUGUUGAGUACAUGGAGGAUCCUGACACAGACAUGUUUCAGAUCGGCAGAUCAUCAGAAUCGCCAAUUGACUUCGUGGUAAUGGACACAGUAGCAGGCGACAAGAGCGGUGACACAAAGGUGCUGCAAAGUACAAUAUCGCGGUUUGCAUGCCGCAUAAUAGCAGAUCGGAACGAUGUCAAUAACUGUCGUAUAUUCGCUGCUGGCUUUGACUCUUCGAGAAAUAUAUUUUUAGGGGAAAAAGCAACAAAAUGGACAGAGAACCACGAAAUAGAUGGUCUCACAACGAAUGGAGUACUGAUCAUGCACCCACGUGGUGAUUUCUGCGGCGGUAGCGCCACAUGCGGCCCUUGGCGCGAAACGUCUGUAGGUGGCGCCGUGUUCUCGCUUAGAGAGAGCCGCUCUGCCCAGCAAAAGGGCUUACCUUGCCAAGCAGAGACAAAUGUUUUAAGAGAUGGAACAAUGAUAGACUUAUGUGGAGCUACUUUGCUAUGGAGGAGCGCUGAAGGAUUAAAAAAUUCACCGACAAAACGUGAUCUAGAAGCGUUAGUUGACGAGCUAAAUGCUGGCAGACCACAGUGUCCAGUAGGACUGAACACACUCGUGAUACCGCGCAAGCUGUCCACCGCACACCAGGAUCUCAAUCAGCCCUACGUGUACCUUAACUGUGGACAUGUACAAGGUGAGCACUCGUGGGGUGCGGAGGGCAGCGAGACGGGCGUGCGGCGCUGCCCCAUGUGCAUGACGGCCGGCGUGGUGGUGCGCGUGUGCAUGGGCAUCGAGCCGGCCUUCUACGUGGACUCCGGCCCGCCAACCUACGCCUUUAACCCUUGCGGACACAUGGCUUCGGAAAGGACUGUCAAAUACUGGGCGACAGUGGACAUCCCGCACGGCACGAACGGUUUCCACGCGAUCUGUCCGUUCUGCGCCGCGCCGCUGCAGGGCACGCCCGGCUACGUGCGGCUCAUCUUCCAGGACAACCUUGACUGA